This is a messenger RNA of Drosophila serrata, 1061 nucleotides long. It is a transcript of the gene pall, whose product is annotated as F-box protein pallbearer. Gene Ontology annotation, biological process: protein polyubiquitination. The record is from RefSeq and is a predicted model, not a curated record. NCBI's taxonomy places the organism in Eukaryota, Metazoa, Arthropoda, Insecta, Diptera, Drosophilidae. Gene Ontology annotation, molecular function: protein binding.
UCCCAUCACUGCCGUAUCAAAAUAACAUCAAAACUCGAACAAAAUUAUCUCGAAAAAAAUAAUAGACCAUAAGGGAACAGAAAAUGAAUCUCUUGGACCUGCCGCAGACAGUGCUUCAGGACAUUUUCGAAUUGCUGUCCUACGACGAGGUGGCGAAAAAGCGCGAGGUCUGCACUAGGUUUAACUACAUCUGCCAGAAAGUUUUGAAUGCCGGAUUUAAUAAAGUUAUACUGGAACAUGCCAAGAGCUUUAAGCGCAUCAAGUCCAUGCUGCCACGCCGGGAGUCCGAGCGAAGGAGCCACAUACUUUCCCGGCACUCAGACAUCCUUACCUCUAUUGAGACGCGAAUCUCCAUGCUGACGAUGACAUACUCCAAGUUUAUUGACCUCAACAUCUGCUGCUUUAUACCGGGUCGUGUCCUGGACGAGAUAAUCGGCAUAUUACGCAUCCUGAGCGUAUCCACCAAGCAGUUGCGCCCACAUGAGGUACUUCAAGAGUUGCGUGACAUUUCCUCGAUGGCCAUCGAACACUUUGACGAGAAGAUUGCCGUGAAUUUCAAACUGGAGCACCGCAAGCAACUGGCCGAGUCCACGGCGGCGGGCACUCGCCUUGUGGUAUGCCGGACCCUCGGCGACAUUAGCUUUAGUGGCGUCAAACGAACAGGGAUCAGUCGGCCCGUCGACCAUGCCAUCCACCAGGCCAUUGUGUCGCUCUCACCGCUCUGCGCCAACAAUCAGGCGAGACCAGCGGAGAACUCCAGUUCCAGUCCGGAGCGACUGAAGAAGCACCUGAUCAAGCAGCACAAGCUGCAGAAGCGGAUCGUACAGCGGGUGCGUAGCCUGGAGUUUGCGCGGAAGGUGCAGGAUCGUCGGCUACAAGAGGCGAACAGCACCAUCACAGAACUAACCACCCAGGUGUCCGAACUGAAGCGUCAGCUAGAGGAUGUGGUGGCCAAUAUGCCCGGCGGGGCCAUUAAACGGCAGGCAGUGGCCAGCACCGACUGCCCCGCAAUGAAAAAGCCCAAGGUCUAGCCAGGGAUUUAGGUUAUCAAAUUAAGCUUA